This is a messenger RNA of Naegleria fowleri, 450 nucleotides long. RefSeq lists its product as uncharacterized. NCBI's taxonomy places the organism in Eukaryota, Heterolobosea, Eutetramitea, Acrasida, Naegleriidae. The transcript has a single exon. Bases 1 to 450 code for a protein of 149 amino acids. The record is from RefSeq and is a predicted model, not a curated record.
AUGUCUUCAUUCCUCAACUCGGUGCUUUACACAAAUAUUGCCAAAGCGGUUCAAGUGUUGAUAGCACCUAGAAACACAGAUGAAAAUUUUAAUAGAGCAGAAGAAUCAUUUCAAUCACACGAGCAAAUAUUGGAGAAUCAAAAUUUGUUUGGCCAAGAUGAAAAACAGCAGCUCUUCUUUCCCGAUGGUCGGCCAAGAGUUCCUAAGAGUCUUGAAUCAACAAGAAAUAACGAUCGUGUAAAAUAUAUACAAUCGUUACUCACCCAAGGCGAAACAAACAAUUCAUCGAACCUUCCCUUCAAUCUCGUUCUUCCUCUUAUUUUUCAAAAUCUAAUUGAAACAUCUCAUCAAACUACACAAGUUGAAUAUUACAGCAAGGAAGAGUUUCAACAACUGUCGCUUGAAGAAAGAAAAAGAAGACAACGUUUGUUAGAAAUUUCAGAAAAUUAA